Ananas comosus (pineapple) is the source of this 211-nucleotide messenger RNA. RefSeq lists its product as uncharacterized. Bases 82 to 207 code for a protein of 41 amino acids. The transcript has a single exon. The record is from RefSeq and is a predicted model, not a curated record. NCBI's taxonomy places the organism in Eukaryota, Viridiplantae, Streptophyta, Magnoliopsida, Poales, Bromeliaceae. Gene Ontology annotation, biological process: negative regulation of cell population proliferation.
UACUUCUCUCUCUCUCACUUAUUGUUUCUCAACACACUAUUUUCUCCUCUCCACUUUACAACUAUUCAAGCUAAUUACGCCAUGACAAUGAAGCUACAUAGCCAGGAGAAGCAAAAAGGAGGGCUCAGCAGAGCUCUAAGGGAGCAAAGAGCCAAACUAUACAUUAUACGACGCUGCGUCGUGAUGCUUCUUUGUUGGCACGAUUGACCAU